Chenopodium quinoa (quinoa) is the source of this 1520-nucleotide messenger RNA. RefSeq lists its product as uncharacterized. The transcript is spliced from 8 exons. The coding region runs from base 161 to 1261 and encodes 366 amino acids. The record is from RefSeq and is a predicted model, not a curated record. Gene Ontology annotation, molecular function: S-adenosylmethionine-dependent methyltransferase activity. Lineage: Eukaryota; Viridiplantae; Streptophyta; Magnoliopsida; Caryophyllales; Amaranthaceae.
AAGAAUUUCGGUAUUUUUCCAUUAACAUUUAGAAAAAAAAACAAACCAUGGAAUUAAUUUUUUUUAAUUAAAAAAAAAAAAAGUUUAAACGUUAUCCAUCAAGACAAGGACAAUCCUUUCUUCAUUCUCCCCCUCACAGACCUCACUGUCUGCAUCAUCAAUGGCAUUGUAUUCCAAAACUCUGACCUCAACAUUCCUCAAUUGCAAUGGCAGCUCAAUCAAAAACCACAAAACAUCAAAAAGAGAAGCUCAUCGUUCACUCACAAUUCACAUGAUGGCCUCAACAAUGGAGUCAUACGAAGAGGGUAACCUCGAAAGACCCAAAUGGACUGGCCAAACUCCUCUUUCUCGUCUUGUUGGUGCUCUUAUUUCCUUCAAACCUCUUUAUUCUGUCAUGAAAUUUGGUGCUAGACAAGCCCUUAUCAGUACAGCUGAGAAAACAGAUAUACCAUGGAGGGAGAUGACUAAUGAGAUAUUGGAAUCGGAGGUCUACAAGGAGAUGGAGAGCGUUCAAAACCCGAACAUUGUAUACCCAGAUUAUUAUCUAAAUCCUUUCCAUGCUUAUGAUGAAGGAAACCUUUCAUGGCUGGCUGCAGCAGAAGCAGAGCCUGCCACCAUGUCAAUUACUAGAAGAGCUAUACCUGAUGCUGCUUCCCUGGAUGAAGCAAUUGAAGUAGUACGUGGGAAUUGGCUUCGAGUAAUUGAGCAACAUCAUCUAGAAUACUCUGGUAAUUCUGUAGUUGCGGACAUCUUAGACAUAGGAUGCUCUGUAGGUUGGAGCACAAGAUUUCUGGCCAACAAAUUUCCUUCUGCUAAUGUCACUGGGUUGGACUUGUCACCUUAUUUUUUGGCUGUUGCUCAAUACAAAGAGAAAAAUGGAUCAUCAAGUGGAAAAUGCAUAAAGUGGGUUCAUGCAAAUGGUGAAGACACGGGUUUGCCGGCCAAGUCAUUUGACAUUGUCUCAAUUGCUUAUGUUCUUCAUGAAUGUCCAGCAAAAGCGACAGUUAAUUUGGUGAAGGAAGCAUUCAGGCUUCUUAGACCAGGGGGCACCAUUGCUAUCACAGAUAAUUCACCCAAGUCCAAGAAACUUCAGGAACUGUCUCCAGUACUAUUUACAUUAAUGAAGAGCACGGAACCGUUUCUUGAUGAAUAUUACCUGCUUGAUUUGGAAUCUGCCUUGAGGGAAGCUGGAUUUAUUCAUGUUCAUACGAUUCUUACAGAUCCCAGACAUAGGACUGUCACAGCAACAGUCCCACUCUAAGUUUUCACAUUCAAGGCAGCAUAUAUCAUGUAUAUUCAGCAACAUAAUAGCAAUAUGACCUAUAACCAACUCUAGGAAAGCAACCUUAAAAGAUAAGGUUGGUUCAUGGAUGGUCUAUAUAUUCCAAUUUUUUUGGAGUCAUCAAAGCAUGUGUAAAUUACGAGCAAUUUAGUUUGUUAUAUGUUGAUACUUUUUGUGAGAAUUGACUUAAUAAAGAUUGUGGCACUUUGGGACUUUAAAUGCAUUAUUUUGUUGUUGA